UAAUGUAUAUUUCAACCGUGAUAAUAAUAUCUUAUUUUUUUAUAGUACUCUAAGGUCCUUGAUUAUAAGUUAAAAAAAUAUACCUAUUUAAACGUUAAUCCCAAUACUCGUAUUAGAAUAAGUUAAUUCCUUGCAUAUUUUCGUUUUUGUUUUUCAAUAUUCCACAGUUUUAAGGUACUUUGUAAUAAUAAUGUUACUGGCUUUAAACGUUUAAACAUUCAUAUUUACAAAACUUGAAACGACUAUUGGAUGAGGAGUGAAUACAGCGAACAACAAUAAUAAUAAUUAUAAUACCACCUCCUCGCAUACCAGCGCAGUUAUUCAUCUCUCAGACCGAUGAAUUUUUCUAAAAUAUUGCAUGAGUUGUCUGAAUACCUACCUACCUAUAUUUGAUCUGUACACGGUGAUCAUAUAGUACCAUUCACUUUCUGAGGUUUAUUUUGUCGUUGCGUUCAAUGAUAAUUUGAUUUUAUUGAGUUGGAACAGUUGAAUGACAGUUGCACAUAAUCAUUUCUGGACGUAUAUCACCGUAAACAACGAUGUCUAAUAAAAAUAUGCAGUUGUUAAAACACGUCGCAGUGGCCGCUGUAUCCAGUAAGUACGUGUCCGAGGUAGUAGGACUGAUCAGCCUCAGUCUGGCUUCGAUAGUUAUCAAUGAGACGAUAGAACUUGUUAAAUUGUACUUUUGGCGCAACUACGUCACCGAGCUCGAAGUUUCCAACAAUGACAAGUGUUACCCUUGGCUACUGCAAUGGAUUUCCAAGUACAAUCAACACUUACUGCACUUCAGUGUCAACACUACCUGUCGGAACACGGAGUCCGGACACAUGACAUCGAAGUUCGACUACAAGCCAAGUUCCGGCGAACACAUGUUCAAGUACAAAGGUCAUACAAUACGCGUAAAACUUGAUCGCAGCUCGAUGUUAUCUCCUGACUAUGGUUAUAAACCGUAUGAAACGCUUUAUUUAUCUACUUUGGGUCGAAACAGACAAGUGCUGAAAGAUAUCUUGGAAGAGGCCAAAUUGCACGCCAUGUCUCUUAUGGAGUCGGGAACCACUUUAAUGGUACCCUCAUACGAUACGUGGCAAAACUUUGGAGAGCCCCGCAUUCCGCGGUCAAUGACGUCCGUUAUACUAGACGAGGGUGUGAUUGAAAACAUACUAAAGGAUAUCCAUGACUUUGUGAACGACCAAUCAUGGUACUUAGAAAGGGGAAUACCAUACCGUAGGGGUUACCUGCUUUAUGGGCCGCCAGGUUGUGGCAAGACAUCUAUGAUCAUGGCAUUGGCUGGCGAGAUCAAGUACAGCUUGUGCGUGUUAAGCCUGAACGACUCAAAAAUGUCUGACGAUCAACUAGUUCAAUUAAUGGGAGAAGUACCAUCUAAAUCAUUUGUGCUCCUGGAAGAUAUCGACGCGAUGUUCGCCAACAGAGAUGGGGAAACAGUCAUAGCCAAAGAAGGCAGUACUAAAGUGACGUUGAGCGGAUUACUAAAUGCUUUGGAUGGUGUUGUAUCAUCCGAAGGCAGAAUACUAUUUAUGACUACCAACUAUGUCGACAGAUUGGAUUCUGCACUGAUUCGAUCUGGCCGAGUGGAUUACAAACAGUAUAUUGGAACAUGUUCAGAUUAUCAACUCUCAAAAAUGUUCAUUAGGUUUCGUCCAGAAGGUACAGAAGACGACAAGAAUAAAUUUGUAAAAGAUGUCAGAAAAUAUGACAAACCAGUCGUCCCAGCUCACUUACAAGAAUUUUUUUUGUUACAUCGGCACAAAGAACUAAAUUAUGUGUUUGAACAUAUAAACGAUUUAUGGCAGAACGUACAAGACAUUCAAUUAACAGAAAAAAUACUAAGUACAUAAAAAACCAAUGUUCAGUCGAAUAGCAAUUUUUGAGCACAAUAAAAGAAAGUGUCAUGAAUAUUUAAAGUGUUAGAAAAAGAAUAACAAAAAUUAAUUAACAUGAAAAAAAAAACAAAAAAGUUUAUACGUUCAUUAUCUUUUGGGAUCAAUUGAGUAUAAUGCUAUUGUUCCGUCCAUAGCCCCAGUAGAAAGUAGCACUUUCUGGGGGUGAAACUUGGUAGUCAUUAAUGGUGAAUAACGUGUACUCAUAAACCAGUCUGUCAACUUCAAAGAAUUCAACAACUGACCCUCUGUGUUGUAGAAUAAUAACAUCUGAUUUAUACUACUGCUAAAAAUAAAAUAAAAUAACUUAAAAUAUA
Molecule: messenger RNA, 2215 nt
Organism: Rhopalosiphum padi (bird cherry-oat aphid)
Lineage: Eukaryota; Metazoa; Arthropoda; Insecta; Hemiptera; Aphididae
Product: mitochondrial chaperone BCS1-like
Exons: 8
Coding region: 540-1856 (438 amino acids)
Biological process (GO): protein insertion into mitochondrial inner membrane from matrix; mitochondrial respiratory chain complex III assembly
Cellular component (GO): mitochondrial inner membrane
Molecular function (GO): ATP binding; ATP hydrolysis activity
Source: RefSeq, a predicted model, not a curated record